GCCCACCGAACUGUGACUACCAUUUCAAUGCCAUGCAUGACGCUAUCAAAAUGUGAACCAUAUCUACAUGGAGUCAUUGUAUGUGGGCACUGGAAGAUAUUGUGAUGAUAUUCCGUGCUGAAUGUCUGUGCAUAAUGCGAAUACUCGUCUCUUCUCGGGACGAUCCGAAACGGGCCUAAACAAGGACUUUAACUUAAGGCACAGUUGCGUUACGACAGUUUUCGUGUGAUGUCUUGAUUUUGAUGUCGAGUUGGACGAGUCAAGCAGAAGUAAGGCUAGAUCUAUAAGAUGUUAAACGAAGAGCUGGACAGUGACCCUGUCACCAGGUCAGGGGAGGCCGCAGACGAAAAUCAAGAUGAUCAAACUAUGUCAUCUUCGGCGAGGCGCUCUGAGAAAUCUUGUUCGGGUGUUGAUGAGCAAGACGAGUCAGCGGAAGAGCUGAUGACGCCAGUGAGACCCCGAAUAGACAGAGACGUGGUCUCUGAUGUUCCGAGACAACAGGGUGACGGAGCAUUCCAAAAGGACAAUUGCACCGAGAUGACAUCACCUACCAUCAAAUAUCCAAAUAGUCCAUUCUCAAUCAAUGUUGACAUCGAUCUCAUGCAGGUGGCGCUGUUUGUCCUGGCAGUGGGUACCCGGAUGUGGCGGCUGGAUUACCCUAAUUCUGUGGUGUUUGACGAAGUAGUCUACAUGCAACAGGUUGGCUGGUACCUGAAUAGGACCUUCUAUUUUGACCACCAUCCUCCCCUCAGUAAAAUGUUCUUCGCCCUAGCGGGUUACAUGAGCGACUAUAAUCCGGGACGAGUCUUCGAAACUGUCGGACAAGAAUACGACCCUGAUGUACCAAUAGGCUACUUGCGUUUCCUUCCCGCUCUAUCCGGCAGCUUAAUCAUACCAACCGUCUAUCAGAUAUUGGUGGAGCUCGGCAUGAAGCGGUGGACUGCCGCAAUAGCAGCAACUUUAGUAUUAUGCGAGAACACAUUCCUGACUCAGUCUCGCCUCGUAAUGGUCGAGAGCAUACUACUCUUCAUGAUCUCAUUUACAAUUUUGGCACUUCUCAAGUUUCUUAAUCGUCGCUCAAGAUCUUUUUCCAUAUCUUGGUGGUUCUGGCUAGUUACUCUCGGGACGAUGAUCACCGUGACUGCCACAACAAAAUAUAUCGGCGUGAUGACGUCAGGUCUAGUGCUAUUUAUGGCAUUCAAGGAUCUCUGGUACAUGAUGGCUGACCUUUCAUAUACUGACCGAGUCCUUGUCAAACAAACACUUGCAAGACUUGCUUGCCUCAUCGUCAUGCCCGUGAUCUUAUACUUGGGAAUCUUCUACGUGCAUCUCUCCAUCCUUGUAAAGGCAGGACCAACAGAUAGCGUGAUGACCAGCACGUUCCAGAUUGGUCUUGAGGGUGGACUGGCAGCCCUCACCAAAGGACAGCCUCUGUACGUCGCUUACGGCUCACAGGUGACCCUUCACAGGACAUUUGGUCCCGAGUCUUGCUGGCUUCACUCACAUGACGCCCUCUAUCCAGUUCGAUACGAGGACAACAGGGGGAGCUCGCAUCAACAACAGGUCACGUGCUAUGGGCACAAGGACGCAAACAACUGGUGGUUUAUCAAUAAAGCGGACAGCAACGACACGAAAGUGGCUGACCCUCCUGAGCGGGUAAAGGAUGGUGACAUUGUACAAAUCUACCACGGGCUUACAAAGCGACCCUUGAACAGCCAUGAUGUUGGUGCACCAAUGAACCCUGCCAUCAUGGAGGUUUCUUGUUAUGUAGACCACAACAUUAACAUGUCGGCGAACACGCUUUGGAGAGUGGAGAUCCUGAACAAGUAUGACGAAGGUGAAUACUGGCUGUCGAUACGAUCUCAUGUCCGCCUGAUCCACGUCAAUACCACGUCAGCUCUCAGGGUGACAGGCAUCAUCUUACCAGAAUGGGGUUUUGGUCAGCAGGAAGUGGUGGCUGACAGGAGCAUUACCCAGGAGUCGGCAAUCUGGAAUGUGGAAGAGCACCUUUACCUCAAGGAUAACCAAACUAAAGAAGAAGACCUAAGAGCAUCACCGCUCAUCCCAACGAAACCCGUAUACCUUUCAUUCUGGGAUAAAUUCAAGGAGCUUCAGAUGAAGAUGUUGUCGUCGCGUGUUGACGAGAGUAUCGAUCACAGAUAUGCAUCCGCGCCUACCGACUGGCCGUUCGAUGAGAAGAACGUGGCCUACUGGCUCAAAGAGACCGGCAAGGAAAGCAGCGCUCAAAUACAUCUCCUAGGGAACAUCGUCAGUUGGUAUUCCGCCCUUCCCGGGUUCUUGCUUUUCGUCCUCAUCUUUACAGGGAUCGUCCUGGCGAGGAAGCGCUCUCUUACAGUCGUCAGGGAAGACUACUUGGCACAAAUGACCUUUGUCGCCGAGCUCCUUAUCGGAGGUUAUCUGCUUAAUUACCUGCCUUUCUUCGCUGUGGAGUCGACGUAUUUCCUCUACCACUACCUACCGGCCGUCCUAUUCAAACUUAUUUUUGUAGCCAUCCUCGUGGAGCAGAUAUAUUCGGUUUUAGCCAAAGAUCCAAGACUCCAAUACCUAGCGGUUGGUAUGAUAUCUGUGUGGAUGACAGCUGUCGUGCUCGUUUUCUACCAAUACUAUGGACUCAGUUGUGGCUUCAAGCAGUACACCAAUAAGCAGCUAUUAGACAUGGUAUUCAGAUCUUGGGAUUUUAUAAUGGUCGAGCAAUCGGAGACAAAUAAAUAAUAGUAUAGGCGCAUGUUGAACAAAUCUCGACUUCAUAUAAGAUCUUAAUACUACGAAAGCCCAGAAGGAUCAUUGGAAAUACGAAAUACGAAAUACAAAAUACGAACUUCGAACUUCGAGAUUCAAUAUCUAAAUCAAUCAAUCACAAUACUUUAAUGAAAGCACGUGACUCAGAGAAUUAGUAAUGGCGAAGCUACCAAUGAAGAUCACAGAGAAUGCACAUCUACCUGGGCUUGUCUUCCAUAUUUAGAAACGGUUUUAGAUCGGUGUGUCUUGAGUAUAUUUAGUAUGCACGCCAAACUAAUUGAUGGGCAUGCAUGCUUACGUGUCUCUCUCUGCACACGGCUCCGUCGACUGGUGAAUCUGAAGAUGGGGCUUUACGUAAAACGUACCGGGAAAAUAAAUAAACUUAUUUAGACGACGGCUACGUAUGGCUUGUGGUAUUCGACUCGAUGACUCGACGACGCGAUGGCUCGAUGACGCGAUCGUUGCUAUGGAUUUUGCUAAAAUACGGAAUCCCAUGAUCCUGGUCUCCGGGCUACCGCUGCAACAGCAGAGGUUUUAGCUCGGCCUCCCCAUACCCAGCUACGGUAUGUAGAAGGAUGUGCCCCCCCCCCCCCCCAGCCAUGGCCACUGAAGAUUGGUCCCCGCGAUUGAUUUUGAUAUUUAAAGGACUCGCGGAAGUUUCAUAGCAUGCAAAAUGACCGGAGAUUUAAUUGACAAACAAGCUUCUAGUGGCCAAUAUCAGAUGUCAUGUGGUAGUCUGUCAACAAUCGGAAUUUCGCAGCAUAUGUGCAGUUUUUUAGACUCAGUCACUCAGUCCCUCUUCCGCCCCUUGACAUCUGCCCCCCCCCCCCCCAAUACAUCAGCCCCUGUACAUGCUUUCCGAAAUUGGUGGCUUGCAUUGGAACUAACUUUUUCCCCCUUGUCCGUCAUUAAAGGCAUCCAAGUGUGUUGGUCAACCAUGACUAUCUCCUUUGUCCCUCCACCACAGGCCUAGUUUCCCCUUAUGACAUCACUAUUUCGGACACUCAGCGCCCCAUUUCUGGAAAGGUGUAUAGGACAUUUAAUAUUGCCGUGCUGAACGGAUAUCCAGAGCCAACCUUGUCUCCAGGAACUCGCGUGUCAUUUAAAGGUUUGAAUGUCUGCUCGUAAAGAACCUGGGUAGGAGGUUGAUCUGAACCAGCUAUAUUUAGGUGUAUUCAGCUGUAUUGACGGUAAGCUUGCAUAGCAACAUGGCGCAUGGUUUUAUCAAAAAUGCGAACUUGUAGGAAACGAAAAAUGGUCGGAUUAGAUACGGUGAAAACAGCUGGAAAGGGGUUGGUAAUGAUCGGUUCUUUUUUAUUUUCCUCCACUUAUGAUUCUAUGUAUAAAUUACAGUCCAGGCAGUGAUAUUCUUUAAAAAGAUUCCAACUUGAUCGCGUCAUCGAGUCAUCGCGUCGUCGAGUCAUCGAGUCGAAUACCACAAGCCGCUACGUAUCAGCAAAAUAAACUCAACAUGUAGAAAGCACGCAGAUCAAUUUUUAGCCUGCUGUAAACACGAUGGCUAAAGAUAUCGGCUUACCUGGAGAGGAAAUGACGACACAAAAGAAACAUACGAAAGACUAGUUCAUUUUGAGGGGCGUUAGGCCCGCAUUUAUUAUUUGUAUCCGAUUGUAUCCCUCCAACACUGUAUAAUGGGAUGACCUUGUUUCUAUUGUGAUGCAAAGGUAAACCAAUACCUUUACCCUGAGUGUAUAAAUAAACACAUAAACGGUGCCGUAUGAGCAAGCAAGCCAUGACGAAUCAAAGAUUCAAUGCAGCUGUGCUGUAUUUCUAUGAAUACAGUAUCAUUUAUAAGUGUGUAUAUUAUUUUCAAAAUAAAUCAUGAAAUUAUA
Lineus longissimus is the source of this 4610-nucleotide messenger RNA. RefSeq names its product protein O-mannosyl-transferase 1-like. Gene Ontology annotation, cellular component: endoplasmic reticulum; membrane. Lineage: Eukaryota; Metazoa; Nemertea; Pilidiophora; Heteronemertea; Lineidae. The transcript has 19 exons. The record is from RefSeq and is a predicted model, not a curated record. Gene Ontology annotation, molecular function: dolichyl-phosphate-mannose-protein mannosyltransferase activity. Gene Ontology annotation, biological process: protein O-linked glycosylation via mannose. Bases 289 to 2733 code for a protein of 814 amino acids.